AUGUAUUCCAUAUCGUACCUCUGCCUUCUGCUCGCUUUCGCGAACGCACAACAGAACCCGAAAGUUGUCCAGACAGACCUCAUCCACUUCAAGUCGCAAGCGUCAGGCCCCUUUAUCCCUCUUGUCCAGUUUUCGCUUGAGAACCAAACCAUCAAUGCUCUCUUCGACACGGGUAGCAGCGAUAUCAUCGUUCCCCAGAAGGGCAGUUCCAUUUGCCAGAACCCUGCCCAGCAGUGCGACAACUCCUCGGCAUCUGGCUUCGUCACGGGUGCCUUUGACACACCGGCUGGUCUCGCUCGCGUCAAGGGUUUAACAUUGCAAGCCAAUUUUGUCAAUGGCGCUGAGUUCAACGGCGACUUUGCGGCGCUCGAUCUAGCGAUGGACGGGCAGACCGUCACGGGCACGACGGUGGGCAUCUUCACCAGCGGCUCGCUGCCGCCCGAUGCGCCGCUGUUCCCCGUCUUUGGCGUCGGGCCCGUCCAAGGCGAGGCCGUGGGCCCUACGCAGCCUCAGCAGGGCAGGAAGCUCAGGCGCCAGGCGGGCAACUUUGCGAAUCUAUACCCAAACCUGCCUGCGCACAUGAAGGAGAUUGGUAUGAUCAAGUCGAACGCCUUCAGCGUCUACACCAAUGAUGUUCGAGCCAAGACGGGUUCCAUCAUCUACGGAGGCAUCGACACUGCCAAAUUCGAGGGCCAGCUUCAGGAAGUGCCUCUAGAACGAACGAACGACGGCGCCCUGCCCUCCUUCGUGAUCAACUUUAGCUCUGUGUCCAUGGAGACGGGUAUUAGCGGCGGCAACGGGAAAAACUCUUCAUCGCCCACCAACAACGGCGCACCUCGGACAGCAGCAGCCACUACGGACCUCACACCUCGAGACGGCCUUCCCGUGGCCCUGAUGGAUACCGGGGCUCCCUCUAUCCUCUUACCCGCCCCCUCAAUGCAGAUGCUCGCCACGGCGUUGGGCACGACCUUCUCGGAACAAGACGGCCUCGGGCUCAUCGACUGCCAGAAGCUGACGGCCGAUAGCGCCAUGGUGUUUAGGUUCAAUAAUGAUGCCAUCACGAUCAGGGCGCCCAUGGACACGCUCGUCGUGCCGCAGGAGCUCGUCCAGGAUGCGCGCCCGGGACAGUGCGUGCUGCCCGUGUUCCCGAGCCAGGACACGGCCGUCAUGGGGCUGCCGAUGCUGCAGUCUGCAUACGUGGUGUUUGACAUGGACGGCGAGAAGCUUUUGAUGGCGCAGGCCAAGUUCAAUGUGACCGAGUCUAGCCUUCGGGAGUACCCAUAG
Messenger RNA from Verticillium alfalfae VaMs.102, 1284 nucleotides. RefSeq names its product aspartic protease. Gene Ontology annotation, molecular function: aspartic-type endopeptidase activity. Bases 1 to 1284 code for a protein of 427 amino acids. Gene Ontology annotation, biological process: proteolysis. The record is from RefSeq and is a predicted model, not a curated record. Lineage: Eukaryota; Fungi; Ascomycota; Sordariomycetes; Glomerellales; Plectosphaerellaceae. The transcript is spliced from 2 exons.